GGGGAGGGGGAGGGGAGGAAGAGGGAGGGGGCGGCAGCGCCCACCUGCCCGGGCUGGGGCAGUGACGAGAUGGCGGCGCACCUGUCUUACGGGCGGGUGAACUUGAACGUGCUGCGCGAGGCGGUGCGGAGGGAGCUGCGCGAGUUCCUGGACAAGUGCGCGGGCAGCAAGGCAAUAGUUUGGGAUGAAUACCUGACGGGACCUUUUGGAUUGAUUGCACAGUAUUCACUAUUGAAGGAACAUGAAGUGGAAAAAAUGUUCACACUUAAAGGAAGUCGUCUGCCUGCAGCGGAUGUCAAGAACAUUAUUUUUUUUGUCAGACCCAGGCUAGAAUUGAUGGAUAUAAUUGCUGAAAAUGUACUCAGUGAAGAUAGACGCUCCCCUGCAAGAGAUUUCCACAUUUUGUUUGUCCCUCGCCGGAGCUUGCUGUGUGAGCAGCGCUUGAAGGAUCAGGGUGUUCUGGGAUCCUUUCUUCAUAGAGAAGAGUACAGCCUCGACCUCAUUCCAUUUGAUGGUGACUUGUUAUCCAUGGAGUCCGAGAGUGCCUUCAAAGAGUGUUAUUUGGAGAAUGACCAGACAAGUCUGUACCACGCAGCAAAAGGACUAAUGACUUUGCAAGCCUUGUAUGGAACCAUCCCCCAGAUCUUCGGGAAGGGGGAGUGUGCGAGGCAAGUGGCCAAUAUGAUGAUCAGAAUGAAGAGGGAGUUCACUGGAAGCCAGAAUUCGAUAUUUCCUGUUUUUGAUACUCUCCUGCUGCUUGACCGGAAUGUAGACUUGUUAACUCCUCUGGCCACUCAGCUUACAUAUGAAGGACUCAUUGAUGAAAUUUAUGGCAUUCAAAAUAGUUAUGUGAAACUACCUCCAGAGAAGUUUGCUCCUAAGAAACAGGGGGAGAGUGGGAAGGAGCUGCCCACGGAAGCCAAGAAGCUUCAGCUCAAUUCUGCAGAGGAGCUCUAUGCUGAGAUCAGGGACAAAAACUUCAAUGCUGUGGGCUCGGUUCUGAGCAAGAAAGCCAAAAUCAUCUCAGCGGCAUUUGAGGAGCGGCACAAUGCAAAGACGGUUGGUGAGAUUAAGCAGUUUGUCUCGCAGCUGCCCCACAUGCAGGCCGCAAGAGGGUCCCUGGCCAACCACACCUCCAUUGCGGAGUUGAUCAAGGAUGUUACCACUUCUGAAGAUUUCUUUGAUAAGCUAACAGUGGAGCAAGAGUUUAUGUCUGGAAUAGACACCGAUAAGGUCAACAAUUACAUUGAGGACUGCAUCGCCCAAAAACAUCCAUUGAUCAAGAUCCUAAGGCUGGUUUGCCUUCAGUCUGUGUGCAACAGUGGGCUCAAGCAGAAAGUGUUAGAUUAUUACAAAAGAGAAAUUCUCCAGACAUAUGGCUACGAACACAUGCUGACCUUAAACAGUCUAGAACAAGCCGGACUGCUCAGACCUCAGGCGGGGGGUAGAAACAAUUACCCCACAAUCCGGAAAACCUUGCGGCUCUGGAUGGACGAUGUUAACGAGCAGAAUCCCAAUGACAUAUCCUAUGUCUACAGUGGCUAUGCGCCUCUCAGUGUCCGGUUAGCUCAGCUGCUCGCUCGGCCUGGAUGGAGAAGUAUUGAGGAAGUCCUGAAGAUGCUUCCAGGCCCCCAUUUUGAAGAACGGCAGCAGUUACCAGCAGGAUUGCAAAAGAAGCGUCAACAAGGAGAAAACAGAGUAACUUUGGUUUUUUUCCUGGGAGGUGUGACCUAUGCGGAAAUUGCUGCCCUGAGAUUUCUGUCUCAGAUGGAAGAUGGAGGUACAGAGUACGUCAUUGCUACCACUAAACUAAUGAACGGGACCAGCUGGAUAGAAUCUCUGAUGGAGAAGCCUUUCUAAGUCCAGAAUGCCAAGCCAUCUGUGGCCAGCUGCAGCAAGAGGCAGGACCUCCGGAAGAUGCCUCUCAGAAGCAGUUGCUAAAGGAAAGGGAAAAGUAAUGAAAUAAUGGCAGGAGGAUGCAGAGUUUACGAAAUUACUGUUUAUUUCCAGAUCUGCUUUUCUCCGGUGGGUUCUAGAGUCCCUGUCUAUCUCAGAAGGUGCAAGAAUAGCAGGAUAAUCAGCCUGGGUAAAAGAAACAAAAGACCCACAUGUUCUGGGUUUGGGAUCCUCAGUAGAGGCCCCAUGGAAUUGUAUCAGGGGGCUCAGUAUUGUUUGGUUUGGGCUGGCUCAAGCUCUGAGCCAGUGAGAAUGAAAUAAACAUGGAGACUCCAUCCCCUCA
This is a messenger RNA of Phascolarctos cinereus (koala), 2239 nucleotides long. It is a transcript of the gene VPS33A, whose product is annotated as VPS33A core subunit of CORVET and HOPS complexes. Lineage: Eukaryota; Metazoa; Chordata; Mammalia; Diprotodontia; Phascolarctidae. Gene Ontology annotation, biological process: vesicle-mediated transport. The record is from RefSeq and is a predicted model, not a curated record.